ACACACACACACACAGAGAGAGAGAGAGAGAGAGAGAGAGAGAGAGAGAGAGAGAGAGAGAGAGAGAGAGAGAGAGAGAGAGAUGGAGAGAGUGUGUUCCGUGGACGAUAUUUUAGGAACGUUCUGGAAGCUUGAGUCGCUGCAGGAUCCGAACAGCAGCUCGCAAUUGGACCUGCAGAAGAUGAUGACGUCAACCGCGUUCUCAUCAUCCAUGUCUACGAGGAUGCACAGGAGCGCGUCGGAGUGGGCUUUUCAAGAGUUCUUGAAACUCCAUGAAGGAGGUUUGAGUCUAUCGUUGGGAGGAGGGGGAGGGGGAGGAGGAGGAGGAGGAGGAGGAGGAGGAGGAGGAGGAGUUGGUGGAGCGCUUGUGGCGGCUGCUGCCACUUGUAGUCAGUUGCUGGGCGGAGAGACUGCCACUUGUCACAAUUUGUCAGAGCGAUGCCCCGCCCCUCCUCCUCUAUCUAGCGCCGCGGGAACUUCAACGACGAACGGAUCUCUGUCAUCUGCUUCCGCUUUUUAUGUGCCACAUGGGAGAGGAGGAGGAGGAGGAGGUGGUGGUAUGGUCGGGCUGAUGUGGCAAUCAGGAGCACCGGCUGCGAGUGCGGGAGGAGGAGGAGGAGGAGAAGGGGCGGGGGUGGUGGGAUUAGCUGAGAACCUCAAGCAGGGGGGUUCGGUAGGGGGGUAUCGAUGCUUGCAGCAGCAGCAGAGGGGUGGAGCAGCAGAGGAGAGAGAGGCAGUGGAGGGAAACGAGGUGGUAGGGAGAGAAGGAGGAGGAGGUGGUUGUAGGGUGGUGGCAGGAGGAGGAACAACAGCAGGAGGAGGAGGAGGAGGGGGAGGACGAGGGGAUGGGAGAGGAGGAGGUACGGUGGUUGCAGGCGUACUAAGGCAAUUGAGUAACGCUCAGAGGAACAGUCGAAUAGAGGAAUGGAGGUGGUGUGGGGAGGAGGAGGAGGGGGGGGCAGGGGGUGCAGGUGGGGGGUCUGCCGCUGCGCAAGGUCGUAGUACUCUACCUUUGAUUGCGGAAUUCCGUGGAGAUGCUAAUGGACAUGUAAAUGGCGAUGAUCGUGGUCAUCAUCUAGAUCAAAGGGAGAGUCAAAAUGGAGGAGGAGGAGGAGGAGGGGGUUUGGGAGGGUAUCUUAGCUCCGCGGAGUUGACAAAGAACGGAGCUGCGGACGACGCGGAGCUGAGGAAAAGAGACACAGCUUUCAGGGAAAGGCUGGCUGUGGCCUGUGCAGUAGCGUCCACUAUGGUCGCACAUCCAAGGAGGAUUGGAUUAAGCGGCUGAAUCGGACCGGGUUUUAAACGGAGAUGCAGAAAAGCAGAACAAAAGUCGCGAGAUUCU
Messenger RNA from Chara braunii, 1342 nucleotides. NCBI's taxonomy places the organism in Eukaryota, Viridiplantae, Streptophyta, Charophyceae, Charales, Characeae. The record is from the annotation of a GenBank genome assembly.